AUGCACUUUGAUAAAGCAUUCGAUCCAGCAAAGGAAGAUGAUGAAUCUGAGUCUCGGAUGAUCGUGAUGACGGAAGAAAAUCUUUAUUUAAUGAGCGUCUUCGUCAACAACGGAGUUGAUUUAUCUGCAGAGCAUAUAGGGUUGUGGUUUGGAAUCCAUAUUUGGGACAAACAAGGUGGAUCCAACUCAGAGUCCUCACGUCUAUCCUGCUCGAAACAGUUCAUGUUCAGUUCGGAAGGGUUCCGUUACGGUAUCGGAUACGAAGAUAAGGGAUCUGGUCGUAACUACAAAAUAUUGAGAGAAGAGAAGCUCGUGGCUCAGUUCGACCAACCUUAUCCGUAUGGGUUAUCGUAUUAUAUCACGACUAUGCUAGAGGCCGAGAAGGUGUCGUGGAGCAAGUUCACCUUGUCGUCAUAUGAUAAAUAUUCAAUCCUUGAUGACAUUCACAUUCGGCUUUCAUUUGGGGGCUUCUACGAAGAGAAGAAAGUCCCCAUGAAUUCAGGUCAAAGGUUAAACUGCUACUUAUAUCACUACAUUGGAGGGGACGGAUACGGCGUUGAUUAUAUAGAACGUGAGCUACCCGCAUUCGAGGAUAGGAUUUGGCGAGAAUGCGUGUGCUUUUACGUUCCAAGUUUAGUGCAAAUCAAGCAUCCUAAAGGAGGCCAAAGAGAAAAAAAACAAAGUGAUCAUGUAGAAAAGCUUCGCUUUGAUGAAAUGAUGUGGAGACUUUCCUACUUUGAAAGGAGGUGCAAAAAGGUUCUCCUCGAGUUAGCUAAGAAGAAGGCGUCCGCCUGUAAAAAAAUCUCAUAUCCAAGAUCUGUUCGACCAGAAAAAGCUCGGCCCACCUCAUUUUUGUCCACUAAUAGCUUUGCCUCUUUAGCUUCUUCGGAUGAUGAGGAAGAGAAUACUUCAGGAAUGGUCGAUUAA
Molecule: messenger RNA, 927 nt
Organism: Microthlaspi erraticum
Lineage: Eukaryota; Viridiplantae; Streptophyta; Magnoliopsida; Brassicales; Brassicaceae
Source: the annotation of a GenBank genome assembly